Xylaria bambusicola is the source of this 3808-nucleotide messenger RNA. RefSeq lists its product as uncharacterized. Gene Ontology annotation, cellular component: cytoplasm. The coding region runs from base 398 to 3604 and encodes 1068 amino acids. The transcript has 5 exons. Gene Ontology annotation, biological process: positive regulation of TORC1 signaling. Lineage: Eukaryota; Fungi; Ascomycota; Sordariomycetes; Xylariales; Xylariaceae. Gene Ontology annotation, molecular function: protein binding. The record is from RefSeq and is a predicted model, not a curated record.
GUCUCGAGAGCAUCUCACAUCUCAUCUCAUCGACUCGUCACUGUAACUAAAUAAGAAAGCUGUUGCAAGACGCUGGUGGUUGAUACCGUCUUCAAUAUCGCAUCGGCAUUCAGCGCAGUGAAAACUCGUGUUUGGUGUCUUUUCAUUCAUUCAUCAAACAGAGCACCCCAGGAAUCAAUAUAGUUACACGAUGGAUUGCCACCAAAUCUCUUGAGACCUCUUGAGACGGGAUCUAGCCACCAACGCUGUCGCGCAUGAGUAUGAGUUGUCAAGAAGUCCCGGGUUACCUGCGUUUUGACGACUCAUUGCUCAUCGCAACAAAACUACAGAUGACUGUCUCAAUUAAUAUAGUGUGAGAUAACACAGCAUUGGCCGAACAGCCACAUCAGCCGCUGGUAUGGCCCAAUAUUCCAACUCCAAGCUCCUUGACCGGCCCGAACCUGGCCUCAUCAAGUGGUCCCCGAACCCGGCUGAUGACAGCUUCCUGCAUGUCAACCUGCAACACCGCGUCGUUCAGCUGUAUAAGCCUACCGGUCAUGCUCGUCGUGGCAAGUUCGACUAUGAAAGGAUUGCCAAACUUGAUGAUAUUCCUCCUCUGAGCACCUAUGACUGGUCGCCCCGCUACCCCGGCCUGGUCGCCAUUGGAACUGCCUCGGGUACAAUCAACAUCCUCAAUCUCAAUGACACGACCAACCACUACCUAGAGCAGAGGUUGAAGUUCACUCGCUUUUGUCAGGCCAUCGCCUUCAACACGGGGACUCUACUAGCCGUUGGUCUGGAGCGCGUGCGAAAUGACCAGUGCCUCCAGAUCUGGGAUGUUAACCGUCUCGCUGAUAUCAAGCCAAAUACGUCAUGGCCGUCGUUGGAUGGGUCAAUUCUAGGUGACGCGGUACAUCGCUUCGAGCCUGCCACUACCGUGUCUAGCACCAAGUUCUUUGAGGAUAGCCCACAGACACUGGUUGUUGGAAUCAAGAACCAGGGUAUACGGAUCUACGAUCUCAGAGACCCAAAUGGUGCUGUUGUCAACUACCAGACCAAGUGUAACAAUAAUAUAGCCAUCGACUAUGUGGAUUGCAACUACUUUGCUUCUUCGUCGUUAGACCGCCCCGGUAUCGUUAUAUGGGACCGUCGGGCGACCUCUUCGAGACAUACAUCUUCACCCUCCUAUCUCGAUGCCGUAGAUACAAGUGGUUUGCCUUGGGGUGCCGCGCUCAGCUUGGAUAGGGCAAUCGACAUAAAUCCGGGUAAUGCUCCUGACAGGGGCUCUCUCAUUCGUUCGAUCCGUUUCUGCCGAGACCGUCGUGGCUUGUUAGCUGUACUCUCUCGAACAGGGCAACUACGUGUUCUUGAAACUACAAAGGAGUUCGUGUCUAUGGACCAUCAAUACGAGAAAAGUCCAGAGCUUCUAGAGGCAAGAAGUUCAUAUGAGCUGGAUAUGAGUUUUACCAAAGGAAAUCGAAAACAGGAUCACAUCGUAUCCUUUGAUUGGGUCACGCUCAACUCAUCUACGUUGACGCCUCGAGCACUGGUCUUACGUGCUAGCGGGGCCUACGAGAUCUUGGAGAAGCCAUCUCAUACUUCAGAUCACAUAUAUAAAAUGGUGCCAUGGCAAGCGCCAUACCGUGGACUUCAAGAGGGUACUAGUUACCAUAGUCUGAUGCAAUUCGAUAAAACCCAGUAUUCAGAGGUGAUGGGAUCGCUCCUUAUUGAUGAUGCAGUGAAAUAUGCCCCGCUUUUCGGCAGUGAAAAGGAGGCAAUUGCAACAAUUGUUUCACAGGUCUUAGAGUCACACCCUCCCGACAUAGAUACUGUCGUGGAUUUUGAAGCGAACGACGGUCUACCAGAAUCAUACCAUGACGCAACCACAACAGCGGCGAAGAUUCUCGCCUUAAGGAAAUAUGCGCAAAAGGCUUACCCAUCUCAGGAAUCGUCAAAUAAUAAUAGGUAUUCGGCGACGACGGGGGAGGUCCAAGAUAAAACGCCAUCGGAUACUACAGGGGGUGGACCUGGGCUAGUAUCGAACCGACAGGCACAUGAAAAUCUUUUAACAACGACACUUAAUACAAAGGGAUUUUCGAAAACGGCACAGGUUGUUCUUGAUCAUAUCAUGCUGCUUCGCUCUCAAGAAAAGUACUUAUUUGAUUACCAAGCUAAUAUUAAUAUCACUGCUGAUGACCCAUGGUUAAAGGACUUGUGGCUUUGGGUAGCCAGGGCCUCAAAUGCAGCUUACGAUGAUGCCAUGGUAUCUCAAGGGGUCGAUUACAGCUUUCUAGGUGUUAUACCAAUAUGGACUAAAGAUCUGGGUCGUCAAGGAACGUUUCGCCUAGCUCACGGAUCGGCACUUCCGGAUGAUGCGGCGUGGGACCGUGGUCUACAAAGAUUAUCAAACACUAAGACUGGAGAUUUAAGUUUUGACAAGCUCGAGACGAAGAAACCGGGCCGUAGGGAAGCGGCAAUGCGUGUUUGUGAGUGGGGAAAGGCAUCUAUAGAUUCGGAGUGGAGUGACUACAUGAGGAUUCCUGCAUCCGAAAAGACAUCCUCGUCAUUCACAAAAGGAGCCGCCCGCGCACUUUUUGAAGGUGACAUCACAGAAGCGGUCAAAAUUCUCAAGGCAGCCAGUUCGGAGUACCCGGAACUCCUAUUUGUCUCUCUCGCCCUCCAGCUAAUGAAAAGGGGAGACAACAGUAUGGCCAAGGAGCAGCUAGACUUCGAUGAUGCCGUCGCCUCGAAGACAGAUCCAUAUCUCCGGGCCAUUUCAUCACUGAUCGCAACUAACAAUUGGGAAACCAUCGCAAACCAGGAGUCGCUACCGUUGCGUGAACGUACUUACAUAGCGCUCCGCAAUUUCGACGAUGACAAGCUAACAGAGUGGCUCGACAACGAGCUCAAGAAAGCCAUCGAAACAGGCGACAUCGAAGGGAUAGUGCUAACCGGGAUAACGGACAAUCUAGUCGACAUCUUCGCCAAAUACAUCGAGAAAUUCAACGACAUCCAAACCGCCACGCUAGUCCUAUCCAUCUGCUCCCCGCGAUACAUCAACGACUACCGCUGCACAGUCUGGCGCAACGCCUACAGGGCGUAUCUCCAGCGUCACAAAGCAUUCCUCCAGCGCACGAAGUUCGAAGUCGAAAGCACCAAGAAGAGCAAGCGCGGCGGCGUCCCCACCAUCACACCCCCAUCCCGCCAGAUCGCGCUGCGCUGCGUCUACUGCGACGCCGAGUACGAACUCACCUCCAAAGCCGGCGGCCCCUCUUCUCACAACACCGCCCCGUCGACGCCGGCGCAACCCCAGACGCAUAACAUCAACCCCCUGAUGGCCACGAGCAUCAACGCGGGCGUCAGCUGUCCGAACUGCGGCCGCCAUCUCCCGCGGUGCGUCGUGUGUCUCGAGACCGUCGGCAUCCCGCGCUCGGACCGCCCCGAGCUCUCGGCGGACCCGCAGGUCCGGCUCGCGGCCAAGUUCCCGACCUUCUGCCUCAAGUGCGACCACGUUCUGCAUCUGGACCACGCGCGGCAGUGGUUCGCGAGACACGCCGAGUGUCCUGUCCCCGAGUGUCGGUGUCGGUGUAAUUUCAGGGCGAAUCCAGAAUUGAGUUAUCGAUAGAUACCUAGAUGAGGGAUUUAGUCCACGGGGGUUUAUGUUAUCUUAUGUUCAUCACGAAAGAGGAAGUUGAUAGCGAAAUGCGACUCCGUAUCUCGUUGUGAGACAGAUAUUUCCAAAUUAGAUGUAUCCGUUCCCAUCGCCCUUGGCAAUAUUACUAGCUUUCGUAAACAACAUUAUCUACUUAAGAAGUAUGAUUCGCGCGCG